Messenger RNA from Racocetra persica, 210 nucleotides. Lineage: Eukaryota; Fungi; Glomeromycota; Glomeromycetes; Diversisporales; Gigasporaceae. The record is from the annotation of a GenBank genome assembly.
CUUAAAUCCAGCCAUCUUAAAAAAUAUGAAUGCAUAAAUACAUGUUGUGAGACUGAAAUAAAUAUCUUGAUGAAGACACUAUUUUUGUCGACUCGAAUAUUUUUGUCGUUAUUUUACAAAAGUUGUAAUGACAAACGUCAUGUUAACAUCGUGUCUGAAGUGCUUGAAAUUGCAACUCUAGAUGAGUUUCAACUUCAUGCACAACAUUAA